Molecule: messenger RNA, 2199 nt
Organism: Fibroporia radiculosa
Lineage: Eukaryota; Fungi; Basidiomycota; Agaricomycetes; Polyporales; Fibroporiaceae
Exons: 6
Coding region: 1-2199 (732 amino acids)
Biological process (GO): rRNA processing
Cellular component (GO): nucleus
Molecular function (GO): RNA binding
Source: RefSeq, a predicted model, not a curated record
AUGCCGCCGCGUACGCCAAAUAUGGCAAUCAGCCCGAUUUCUGCAUACACUCGCCCUCAUUGGCUGCCUCCUGCUCUCAUGUCUGACCCUCGCUUUGCCCGUUUCAAAACUGACCCUCGCUUCCGUCGCGUCAAAAAGGAGCAAUCCAAGGUCACCGUCGACGAACGUUUCAAGGGCUUGUUUGAGCAGCAGAAAAAGAAGGGAAAAAAGGGAAAAGGACAAGUCGACAAGUUUGGCAGGCCUCUCGCAGAUACACACGAGCAGGAUGAUCUCCGUCGAUUUUACCGGCUGGAAGAUGACCAAGAUGUACCCGAGCCCGAACCCAGUGCCGCUCCGGACUAUGCUCGUGGUGCAGUUUUGCUGGAAUCGUCGGAUGAGGGAGACGAUCAAGAUAACGAGGAUCCCCAGGAUAACGACAGCGAUGCUGAUGGAAUCAUUACCCUAGGACGUGACGUCUCUAAGCCGAUACUCGUGCUACCAGAGGAAGAAGCGGAGAUUGAUCUUGACGAGGACACAUUCGCAGAACUGGAUGCACAGGCUGCCGCAUAUGCAAGAGAAAACCCGAUAGAACCCUCGCCAAGUGUACCGGAUGCUCAACGUACGCGUAGGCUUGCGGUAGUCAAUCUCGACUGGGAUCAUGUGCGCGCCAUACAUCUAUAUAAAAUAUUUUCUUCCCUCGUAUCCCCGACAGGAACCACUGCAAUUUCUUCCUCCAAUGUUAUAGCAUCAGCGAGAAAAAUUAAACUGGGCGGUGCUACGGCACAAGUCGUACGUGGUCAAGUGCUGAGUGUUCGUGUGUAUCCAAGCGAGUUCGGGAAGAAGCGUAUGGCUCGAGAGGACAAGGAGGGUCCUCCACCUGAAUUGUUUAGGAACAAAGGCGAGAUUGAAGAUGAAGAAGAAAUCAAUGAGCGUACCAUCUUUGACGUCGGAGAAGGCGAAGACUACGAUGAAGACAUGCUGAGAAAGUAUCAGCUUGAGCGUCUGAGAUAUUACUAUGCUAUCGUAGAGUGCGACAGUGUGGAGGCAGCGUCACACAUCUACUCAGAACUUGAGGGGACGGAGCUAGAGCGCUCCGCCAAUGUGUUUGAUCUAAGUUUUGUGCCUGAGGACAUGUCUUUUGACGAUGAAUGUCGAGAUGAAGCUACAGGUGAUCUCAGCGUCCCAUACAAAGCUCUCGACUUCAGGACAGAUGCCCUUCGUCACUCAAAGGUCAAGUUGACCUGGGACGAAGAAGAUCCGGAACGCGCGCAGGUCACACGACGAUCGCUUUCACGCAAGGAGAUUGAAGAGAAUGAUUUCAGAGCCUACAUUGCUUCAUCUUCCGAGGAUGAAAUACAGCCAGCGCAAGACAAAGGUGCAAGUCACAGUUCAGCGUCACGAGAUAAGCUGCGCGCCCUCCUUCUGAGCGGAGGCGAUGAUCUUCCGGAAGGAUGGGGGACCGGCAAAAGCGACGAGGACGGUGUCGACAUGGAGAUCACCUUCACGCCGGGACUCAGUGCUGCUAACGAUGAUCGUGAUGAGACUACGUUAGAGAAAUACCAACGAAAGAUGAGAGAGAAAAAGAAGAAGCGGAAGGACGACCUGAAGAAGGACACAGCGGAGGCGGAUCCAAAAGCAAGCUCACAAGAUGAAUUCUUUGUUGCUGGAAGCGAAGACGAUGGGACGGGUACACGCCAGAAUCACGACAAGGCGAAACUCGGUAAGCAUAAGAAGGAAAAAUCUGAAAAAGAUAAGGCGGAUGAAUCGAAGACUCGACCCUUGGCUACUUCCGAGGAACUUGCUUUCGUCGCAUCGAACACAACUACUAGUGAACCAGUACAUUUCAACAUGAAAGCCGUGCUCAAGGCAGAGAAGAAGUUAAAAUUGAAGAAAGGGAAGAAGAAAUCCGUCGAUGACGAAAACGAACUUCAACAGGAUUUUAGUAUAGAUGUCAAGGAUGAACGAUUCAAAGCAGUUCACGAAGACCAUGCAUUCGCCAUCGAUCCUAGCAAUCCUCAUUACAAGAAGACGAAAAGCAUGUCGGCGCUGCUGGAAGAACGAACACGACGCCAGAAGGAUAAGCGUUCUAAACCUCCAGGAGCAUCCGCGAUAGAUAGCGGGGAUCACGCAUCCAACGAGUUGCAAGGUCUAGUUGAACGUAUCAAACGAAAAAGCACAGCACUUGAGCAGGCGGGGUCUGGAAAGAGACGGAAAAUCUAG